AUGUUGAAUACUUGGCUGAUGAUGCAAGUAUUAGCAAAUCAUCAAUUCAAUAUGUACUAUACUUAUCAUAAUGAUUAUCAUCAAGAUAAAUAUUGUCUUUUAUAUUAUGUAAAUGAUCAGCUUUAUGAUUAUUUCGAAGUGCCAGUAAACUUACAUCAGAUUAUUUCAUAUUGUUUUCGACACUCACUAGAGAAUUUCAUCGUGAUAAAUGAUAAUAUUGAUAAAAGAAUUACUUUUGAAGAAUUACAAUCGAAAAAUAUUAGUAGUCAACUAUUACUUUCUUGGUCAGCACCUAUUGAUUUGGCCGAAAACUAUGAAAUAUUUUUAAGAAAUACUUCAAAUGUAUCAUUAUUCUAUGAAGAAAUGUUCUUUGACAACUUUACUAUACCAUGGUUUGGACCUAACUGUCGUUUUACAUUUGAUUCAAUUACAGAAAAAUCAUUUAAUGAAUUUGUUACAAUCUACUUUCGUUCACAACCACAAAUUAAGAUUGGUGAGAAAAUAACUUGUUAUAAACAUCUUCUUACUUGUGAAACAUCAUUAUCAUGUUUGGAUUGGCGUGAGAUUUGUGAUAGAAAAAUUGAUUGUUUUGAUGGAUCAGACGAAUUUUAUUGUUGGCAACUUGAAUUGAAUGAAUGUGCUGAUAAUGAAUAUCGAUGUCAUAAUGGUCAAUGUAUUCCAAUGGAAUUUUUUCAUGAUAUUUCACUUAAUCCAGAUUGUUUAGAUCGAACGGAUGAACUUAGAGGUACGAAUUAUCCUGAUCGUUGUCACCGAGAUCCUGCUUUUCGAUGCGAAGAACAUACAUGUCGACCCGGAAUCGAUGAAUUUCCAUGUGGUAAUGGACAAUGUUCAACAAAAUUCGAUUCAAUAUGUCAUAAUGGUCGUGAUAAUGUUUUCACUAAUGAUUCGUGUUCAAAUGCUAUUAAUUGUCGUAUAGAUUUUUAUGAUGCUUUUGACAAUAUAUGGUGUCAAGAAUUUUGUAGUGAAAUCGAUUGCAUCGAAGAAUAUUGUUCAUCAUUAUUAAAUUUUUCUACUUUAAGUUUAUUCAAACAUGUUCAACUUUUAUUCAAUAAGAGUCAAUUUACUAUAGAACCCAACGAAAUCUCAUUACCUAUUUAUGUAUGUUAUGAUGAAAAACUUUGUCGAGAUUUUCUUCCAGCUACCAUCUAUUUAAACGAUUCAUCUUGUCGUUAUUUUCAUGAAUUAGGAUUAGAAAAAUUGGAUACAUUUUUUACGCUCAUUGAAAAUAUUAAUAAUCUAUUUCGUACAUGUUUAAUAUUGCCAAAUGAAACACAUUAUUGCAAUCAUUCAAAUAUGUAUCAAUGUAAGAAUUCAACAAAAUGCAUUUCAAACUCUCGUCUACUUGAUAGAAUUCAAGAUUGUCCAUUAAAUGAUGAUGAAACAUUUACUGAAAGUUGCUCUUUGCCUGAUGUUCAUCGUCGUUUUUCAUGUUCCAUUGGAUCCUAUAGAACAUGUUUAGCACCAUUAAUUAUUGAAGAUAGAAAAAAAGAUUGCGAUAAUGGUGAAGAGGAACGUCGAAAUGAAGAAAAAUUAAUCGAAAAACAUAUUUAUUUUCAAACAAUAUGUGAUNCUGAGUAUAUUUUUUUCUGGUAUCGCGAUUGUAUUGAUUCUAUUCCUUCGUUUUAA
Rotaria sp. Silwood2 is the source of this 1647-nucleotide messenger RNA. NCBI's taxonomy places the organism in Eukaryota, Metazoa, Rotifera, Eurotatoria, Philodinida, Philodinidae. The record is from the annotation of a GenBank genome assembly.